AUGUCCUUCUCUAGGAUUGGAAUCCCUCGAACGCUGGGUAGGCUAUCCUCCCCAGCCUUUGUGUGCCGUCAAUGCCUCCACACGCAGCCGCUCAAGGCAACGGCUUCUUCGCAAGUCGCCUGGCAGGCCGUACGAUCAGCUCCGCUCUCGCGCAACUUGACCUCGACCUCGACCAGCGCGGCAACGCAAGCCGCCAGGACACGAUGGCUGGUCGGAGGAAGCAGGAACUUCUUUAGGUCGGCAAAAAAGUCAUCGUCGGGAUCUGCUGCCACCGCCGCUGAGGCCGCCACGGCCGAAGCCUCUUCGGGAGCGGGAGCAGGGACGCGGUCCAGCUCGUUCCCCGAGACGAACUCAAAGGCCGUAGGAUACUGGCUCAUAGGCAGUGCUGCCAGCGUCUUUGGAAUCGUCAUAUUUGGUGGCCUGACGCGUCUGACAGAGUCUGGGCUGAGCAUAACCGAAUGGCGGCCCGUCACCGGCUCUCUACCUCCUCGCAACGCCGAAGACUGGGAAUCAGAGUUCUCCAAGUACCGCGCCUCGCCCGAGUUCGCCUUGCUCAACCCGCACAUGACGCUCGACGAAUUCAAGAAGAUCUACUACAUGGAGUGGACUCAUCGUCUCUGGGGCCGCUUUAUCGGUCUCACCUUUGUGCUGCCGACUGUAUACUUCAUCGCCCGGAAGCAGGUUACCCGCAAGAUGGCUUUCAACCUGGUUGGCAUAAGUGCUCUGAUUGGUUUCCAGGGAUUCAUCGGUUGGUGGAUGGUCAAGUCAGGUCUGAAAGACGACCUGUUUGCCCCUGGUUCCCAUCCUCGUGUCUCACAGUAUCGCUUGACUGCUCACCUCGGGACCGCUUUCCUCUGCUAUUCGGCCAUGCUGCUCUCCGGGCUUUCGGUCCUCCGCACGCGCCGCCUGGUGGCAGACCCGACCGCCGCCACCAAGCUAUUCUCCCAACUCCAGAACGCUGCAAUCACCCCCUUCCGCCGCUACGUUUUGGCGAUGACCGCGCUAGUCUUUACGACCGCAAUGUCGGGCGCUUUGGUUGCCGGGCUGGAUGCGGGGCUCAUCUACAACGAGUUCCCCAAGAUGGGCGUGGGCCUGGCUCCGCCGAUGGCCGAGCUGUUUGACAAGUUCUACUCGAGGAAGGAGGACGGAUCGGAUCUCUGGUGGCGCAACAUGCUUGAGAACCCAAGCCUGGUGCAGCUGGAUCACCGCGCCCUCGCCAUGACCACCUUCUGCGCCGUCAUCGCCAUGUUUGUCUGGUCACGCCGCCUCGGUGCGGUGCUGCCCACUUCGGUCAGGAAGGGGAGCAUGGGAGUGCUGCACCUGGCCCUCCUGCAGGUGGCGCUCGGCAUCACCACGCUCAUCUACAUGGUCCCCACCCACCUCGCCGCCACCCACCAGGCCGGCGCGCUGGCCCUGCUUACAGGGUCGCUGGUGCUGUCGCACCGGCUGCACGUGUCCAAGUCCACCGUCUCGCUCGUCCAGCGGCAGCUGCUCAAGUCGGCGGGCUCUGGUGGCGCGGCACGACUACCGCCUAGGCGGAUCUAG
Molecule: messenger RNA, 1545 nt
Organism: Pyricularia pennisetigena
Lineage: Eukaryota; Fungi; Ascomycota; Sordariomycetes; Magnaporthales; Pyriculariaceae
Exons: 2
Coding region: 1-1545 (514 amino acids)
Biological process (GO): heme A biosynthetic process
Cellular component (GO): mitochondrial inner membrane
Molecular function (GO): oxidoreductase activity, acting on NAD(P)H, heme protein as acceptor
Source: RefSeq, a predicted model, not a curated record